This is a messenger RNA of Calidris pugnax (ruff), 4681 nucleotides long. It is a transcript of the gene ARMH3, whose product is annotated as chromosome unknown open reading frame, human C10orf76. Gene Ontology annotation, cellular component: cytosol. The record is from RefSeq and is a predicted model, not a curated record. Gene Ontology annotation, biological process: regulation of Golgi organization. Lineage: Eukaryota; Metazoa; Chordata; Aves; Charadriiformes; Scolopacidae. Bases 346 to 2415 code for a protein of 689 amino acids. The transcript is spliced from 25 exons.
UUUCUAGAUGUAAAUUGCAUUGGUCUGGAUCAUGAGUCAGUUUCUAGCAGGGAAGAAUUAAGAAAAUUUAUCCAUAAUGAGCUUAUUCUGUAUGUGCUUGUGCCUGGACUUUUGCAUCUUUCUUUGAAAUGGGCUUGAAAUGGGCUAUAAGACUAGAAGGGACCUUUGAUCUGAUUUCUUAUCUGCUAUAGUUAUUAAAACCUCUACUUUCAGCUUGUGAGAAACUAUUAUUAUUUCAGUGCAUGAAAACAUCUUUCAUGGUUGAGGCAGGGCAGAUAUGCCUUGAAGAAAAGUUCCAAGUUUCCUUAGCCUUUUUUGCCUCUUCUUACCUUCAGGGUGUACAGCAUGGCCCAAACAGAGAAGAAAGGUGGGCUGCUCCGCAAAUCUUCAGCCUCCAAGAAGCCCUUGAAGGAGAAAGUUGUGUUGAUGUACGAUGAGAUUUUCACGACAGAGGACCCCAGUAAAUGCAACCCUAGGUUUUGGGAGGAGCUGUUUCUCAUGAAGGUCAACUUGGAAUACCUAGAAGGCAAGCUGGAGGCGCUGGAUGGGGAAGAGCUAAUGAAGAUAAAAGAUAACAUCAACUGCUUGUUUCAGCACUGCAUCCAGGCACUGGGUGAGGAGCACCCGAUCAGAGUGGUCAAUGCACUACAGACUUUGUGUGCAUUGAUUCGGGGUGUCCAUCAGAAGAACAAAUCCACUUCUGGGUUUGACAUCAUCAACAUGCUUGUGGGUUUUGAUAAGGCAGAGCUAUGUAUGAAGAAUCUGAUGGAGAGCUUGGACUCACUCCUCUGUGCAGAAGGUUCUGAAAGCCUCAAAAGCCUGUGUCUGAAGCUACUUCUCUGCUUGGUGACGGUGACAGACAACAUUAGCCAGAACACCAUCCUGGAGUAUGUGAUGAUUAACAGCAUAUUUGAAGCUAUUUUACAGAUCCUGUCCAGCCCCCUUAGUCGCAGGGAACAUGGCUAUGAUGCUGUUGUCCUCCUUGCCUUGCUGGUCAACUACAGAAAGUACGAGUCAGUGAAUCCCUACAUUGUGAAGCUCUCCAUCGUAGAUGAUGAGGCCACACUCAACGGAAUGGGACUUGUAAUUGCCCAGGCUUUAUCGGAAUAUAACAGGCAAUACAAAGAUAAGGAAGAGGAGCACCAGAGUGGUUUCCUUUCAGCCCUAACUAAUAUGGUGGGCAGCAUGUUCAUAGCAGAUGCUGAUGAGAAGAUCUCAGUCCAAACGAAUGAAGCAAUCCUUCUGGCCCUCUAUGAAGCUGUUCACUUGAACCGGAAUUUCAUCACCGUUCUGGCACAAAGCCAUCCUGAAAUGGGGCUGAUGACAACACCAACAAGCCCAAUUCCAACGACGCCUGUCACUCCACUCGGAACCACCCCACCUUCUUCAGAUGUUAUAAGCUCUGCAGAGCUGCCUUUGGAUGCUGAUGUGCAAACUAGCAACCUGCUGAUAACCUUCUUGAAGUACAGCUCGAUUGUGAUGCAGGACACAAAAGAUGAGCAUCGGCUACACAGUGGCAAGCUGUGUCUGAUUAUCCUGACGUGCAUAGCAGAGGAUCAGUAUGCUAAUGCUUUUCUCCAUGAUGACAACAUGAAUUUUCGAGUGAACCUACACAGAAUGCCCAUGCGACAUAGGAAGAAAGCAGCAGACAAGAACCUGCCCUGUCGCCCGCUGGUGUGUGCGGUGCUUGAUUUGAUGGUGGAGUUCAUUGUAACACACAUGAUGAAAGAAUUUCCUAUGGAUCUCUAUGUGCGGUGCAUUCAGAUCGUGCACAAGCUGCUGUGCUACCAGAAGAAGUGCCGAGUGAGGCUUCAUUACACCUGGAGGGAGCUCUGGUCAGCUUUGAUCAACUUGUUGAAGUUCCUCAUGUCUAAUGAGACUGUGUUGCUGGCCAAGCACAACAUCUUCACCCUUGCUCUUAUGGUUGUGAAUCUCUUUAACAUGUUCAUCACUUACGGAGACACCUUUCUCCCCACUCCCAGCAGCUAUGAUGAGCUGUAUUAUGAAAUCAUUCGGAUGCAUCAGAAUUUUGACAACCUUUAUUCCAUGGUUCUAAGGCUUUCUACCAAUGCUGGACAAUGGAAAGAACCUGCAAGCAAGGUGACCCAUGCGCUAGUCAACAUUAGAGCCAUCAUCAAUCACUUCAACCCAAAGAUAGAGUCUUACGCUGCGGUGAAUCACAUAUCACAGCUCUCCGAGGACCAGGUUUUGGAGGUGGUACGGUCCAACUACGACACGCUGACCCUGAAGCUGCAGGACGGACUGGACCAGUACGAGCGCUACUCGGAGCAGCAUAAAGAGGCUGCCUUCUUCAAGGAGCUGGUCCGGUCCAUCAGCAUCAACGUGAGGAAGAACCUUGCUUUCAACACGCUGAGCCAGGAGCUGCUGCUGAAGGAGUUCUCCACCAUCUCCUGAGGCCGGGCCGCAGCCGCUGCGCGGGGCUGACCAGAGACGGGCCCGAGGGGCAGGGACACCACAGAUCUGCAGCCCCUCGCCUUCUGCCUGCAGAAGGGACUGCAUUUCUUCUAGGGGAGAGCCUUGCUGCUGUGUGUUUGAUCCCAAAGGCUUGCGUUUCGACAGGGCUGGGGCUGAGGAGAGGUGGUCGGCGUGGUGAGGAGGAGGAGGAGGAGGCAAUUCUGUCAGGUGCCGUGGGGGUGGGCGGCCCUUCCUGUGAGGGAGUGAUGGGAGUUUCCCUCCGCAGCCUCAGGGAAGAUGUGCUGGAAACCUUUGUAGCAGAGCUGGGGAGAGCUCACAACUGAAAUAAUAAAACCAGUCCAGCUGUGUGAGACAGUUCUGGGUUGAGAUCGCUCGCCUGCUCUAUGGGUAAGGGCUGGUCUUUUCCAUCGGCCUGGAUCAACCCAACCUUCCUGCAAUGUAGGUCAAAUCCACUGCCAUCCCCUUGGGAAUGGCUUUGGGAUAUGAACCAGCUUCCCCAAGGGGCAGGCCCUGCUCACUGCUGGCUCCUGAUGUCAGAAAGUGUCACCUGAACCAAGCCAUCGGAUUGCUGGAGAAGAAGUUUUGUCUCCAAGGCUGUUGACUUACAGAGUCCAGUCUGAUGGUCAUCAAACAGAGCACAUUGUAACUGGAGACCAGCUCUGCUCGGGGUCACCGUUGCUUCCAGUAGCCCAGCUCAUCUCUGCUGUUCCUAAGGUUGAGGGACAUUUUUAGAUACUCCACUUUCACGGGGCAGAGGACAGGCUGACUCCCUCCCCCCGCUCCCCUUAUUGCCCACCAGAGACUGCAUUGCGACAAUCCUACUCUUCCUCCCAGGAACCUCUGCCUUGCCCAUGUUUGCAAGUUCCUGGUGACCUUCACGAACUACGAAGUCCCUGGUUUUUCCCUUGUGUGUAGCAGGCAGUUAAAAUGCAGCUGGAGAAGUCGUUCCCUCCCUUUGUAGCUUGCCCUCCUGUCUUCACCAAGCGACUUGCAGCAACAGUCUGCUGAGAACUUCCUAAGGAAGACAUCCAGGAGGAUGCUCCGGGGCACGAGCAAGACCUUUCUGCUCCAGAGGUGGUGUUUCAGAGGUGCCCAGCUCCGGCCGAGCCUGUUCCCAGGCUGUGUCUGCUGCCAACUCAGGAAUGCCUGCUCCCUGCCUGUGCGUUUCCAGCUCCCAGCAGUGACCUCAGGGUCUGUCCUGACUCGGCGGAGCGAAGCAGAGAAGUUACUCUACAUCCCACAUCCACUUUGUUUUUUCUUCCCCUAGCAAACAGGUUUUUGAAAAAAGAAGUGCCUAGUCCCACUCUUAGCCUCAGAGGUUAGAGUAGUGUGAGUGAUGUGAAUGUCAUGCUCAUUUACUACCAUUUUUAGGCAAGGCUUAUUCAUGCUAAUGUGUGUUAAUUAUGUUAAUGUUUCACCUUUACCUGCCGUGAGCAUGGGAGACUGAGAGCUGUGUCCUUGGCCGCCGACUGGUCACGGUGCCCCAUGAAGACAGUGUGUUUUCCUUGGGAGCACCAGCUUCUCCCAACGGAGUAUCCUCUGCCUCAGCACGGAAUUGUCUGCCUUUUAUCAGCUGAGCCAGACACUUAUUUGCUUUCCUGCCGUGCGAGCGUGAGGAAAUGUCUACGUGUCAGAGGGACGGUGCUUGGGAGAGCGAGCGGGGUCCAGAAGAUCACUCUGCUGGAGAACAGGCCAGGACACGUAGGAGGAGGCAGCUUCUCCAGUGGCAGAUGAGUAAAACCUCAUCAUGGGGUGCUGCUCUCUGUGCUGGGGGAGCUCUCCCCGGACCAUCUCACCUCUGGAGUGGGGGGAAAGGAUCCUUUCUUCUGAAGGGGGCUGGAGUUGUUUCCUCGAGGUGCAGCCCCAGCAGCUGCUGUGGGAGCACUGGGUCACUCCACGUGCCUCCUUUCCUCCGCUGCCGCUGGGGCUGAGAGCAGGCGGGUGGGUGAGAGGGUUGGGGAUGAGUCUGACUCUGCCUCGGCCACCUCUGGGUGGGAUUUUGAGCUUUUCGCUCUGGGCUCCACUGUCGAAGGUCUCACCUCCCCCAGGGCCCUCCCUUGGUGACCUGAGAAGCUCAGGCUGUGACCGGGAGCAGCUCCUGGGGUCACCCCCCAACCCAAGGCUGACCUGGGGGAGAGGGGUGACACACACGUCCCCUUGUCACGCUGUCACCGACCCGAGCGCUGUAAAUGGCUGUACAUACAAAGCUAGAGCUCAAUAAAUAGCAGAGCCCUGCCUGGCCGGA